UACAGACAGUAGCAGGUGUAGUGUAUCUUUCAUAACAUCUUUUAGUUUUCUAAAACGUUAAAAAUCAUCAUGAGUGGCGAACCCGGUUGUUCUUCAUCGAAAAACCCGUACCUUAUGGAUAAAAGUGAAAUCAUUAAAGCACACCAUAAGUUCUUAUGGGAUGACAAGGAUCAAAAUCCAGACACAUAUGAAAAGCGUUUAGCGAAAACCUAUUAUGAUGACUUAUUCAAAGAAUACUGUAUUGCAGAUUUAAGUCGAUAUAAAUCUAAUCAAAUUGCUCUUCGAUGGAGAACAAAGAAUGAAGUACUUAGUAAUAAAGGGUCAGAAAUUUGUGGUAAUAAAAAGUGUACAUCAAAAGAAAACUUGAAGGUUUGGGAAGUUAAUUUCAAGUACAUUGAACAUGGACAAAAUCAUAAUGCAUUAGUCAAAUUAGCAUUAUGCGUAGAGUGUUCAAUUAUGUUGAAUUACCAUAAAAAACACAACCUGUUUGGAAAAAGUAGCAGUAAAAGUAAAAAACGAAAAAGCAAAGAAGGUUCAAUUUCACCUAAUCAAAAAAUUAAAGUUGAAGUUGAAACCGAAGAUGAGUCUCAAAAAGAAGAGAAAGCAAAAGAAGAUAACAUAUGGACUAAUGAGGAUCCUGAAGAAAAGACCGAAAUGAACACAGAAGAAAAAAUAGAUGCAUAUUUAUCAGAUUUAUUUUAAUUUUUAAGUAAGAUGAUUAGUUUUAGACUUGUACAAAUGUUGAUAUAUUUUUAUACGUAAAUAGUAGUUAUGUAAAAAUCCAAAGUUUUAUUUACCGAAAAUAAAACGCGUUUGAAAAAACGAAUUAGAAAUUUCAAUUAGUCAUUAAAAUAUGUACUUGAUGAAAUGAGUCAACGUAAACGUCAGUACGAUUUAAUGCUUCACGUUCUACGUUGUACCUACGAAACACAUAUAGGUAUAGACACGCAUAACUUCGUAUCACGGAUUAAGUUUGAUAUCGCUGGGAUAGCUGGAGUUCGCGCGACACAAACAUUAGUAUGUGUUUCGAUUCAUGGGAUUUUGAAAAAUAGACGUCAGUCGUGUAUGGUCGUUCGUCCUAAAUAGUUCUCAAUCGCCUAAUAGUUCUCCGCAUCUACAGUGUUGAUAUUUCAAAGUAUUCUGCUCCCGCUCUUUGAGAAAAAAAUGAACUCUACGAAAGUCUCAUUGUCUUCGUCCUCGGACCAGUUGUACAAUCAGCAUAACAUGCGAUCGACGAAAUCACAACAGCAACAGCAGCAGCAACCCCUCCAUGGGCAGCAUCACCAGCGCAAAUCCCUCGAGCGAGUCCUCAAGUGCCCGAACUGCCCGAAGCUGUUCAGCCGCCAGGGCUAUCUGCGCAUGCAUCAGGUGACGCAUUAUCCGCAGAAUCGGCUGAUCGAGUGCACGCGCUGCGACAAGAAGUUCUGCCGGCCGGGACACAUGGCGUUGCACUUGCGCUCGCAUCAUCAUCAUUACUACGGCGGCGGCGAUGGCGCCAAUCGGAAAAGCAACAACAACAGCGUCCCCGCCAAGAUUUCCAGUAAGGAAUCGUCGUCGAGCGGUGGUAAGAACGUCGCCCAACGUAAAGCGACGACGGCUCAGCAGCAGCAGCCACCGGCUGAGAAACAAAAGACGUACGAUAGGAAGUGCUAUAGUGGCCCUAAGACGACGAACGACAAGCCAAAGCCAAGCGGCGGUUGCAACAAGAGAAAGAGUUCGAUGCCGAGGAAACUCGUCGCUUACAAGGAGGUCGCGGGCGACGACAACGACGACUGGCAGGCCUAUUUCGGCAGCAGCGGCUGCAGCUAUCUCGACGAAUCUCUGAUCAACAACGUAUUGAGGAAAAGGCAACGUCAGGACGAAAAACCGGUCGAAAGAGUAUACGAUAUUUCGAGAUUUUGAAGUAAUUGGAACGCAAAAAAAAAAGUCCAACUAGUUUAACUGUUUUCAAUCAUAAUAUAAUGAUAUAUUUUCAAAAUUUUUUCUCUUGUUAGACACUAAGAGAUAAGCAUGAUUUCUACUUCGUAAGGUGUUGUUGAGUGACAUUAAUGUUAAAACUAAAUCUAAUUUAAGUGUUAACUGAACAUUAUUUUCUCAUUUUUUUGUUGUCAGAAUCAUCGAAUAUUUACCACUAAGUGUAAGUACUUGUAAGAAACUCUAUUUUUACUUGUUUGUGAAAUUAGAUAGAAAAUAAAAAUUACUUAUAAGAAUA
Messenger RNA from Trichogramma pretiosum, 2212 nucleotides. RefSeq names its product protein FRA10AC1-like. NCBI's taxonomy places the organism in Eukaryota, Metazoa, Arthropoda, Insecta, Hymenoptera, Trichogrammatidae. The transcript is spliced from 5 exons. Gene Ontology annotation, molecular function: phosphatase activity. Gene Ontology annotation, biological process: dephosphorylation. The record is from RefSeq and is a predicted model, not a curated record. The coding region runs from base 70 to 702 and encodes 210 amino acids.